This is a messenger RNA of Momordica charantia (bitter melon), 12725 nucleotides long. The record is from RefSeq and is a predicted model, not a curated record. Lineage: Eukaryota; Viridiplantae; Streptophyta; Magnoliopsida; Cucurbitales; Cucurbitaceae.
CGCUCCCCUGAUUACAAACCCUAUCCCCUAUUCGAUCCUCCCUCUCUUGCGCGACUCCCCCUCCCUCUUCGGCCUCCCCUUGCCCUCCCCUGCUCCUGUCUCCAUGUCCACUCUUUUCCGUUCUCUCACUCAUUCCCUCCCUUCACACCAUCGCCACUUUCGUUGCCACAAUUACAUCGUCCGUACCCUCUUUAUCCAAACAUUUUCCGCAAAACGACGACCGAAACUUCCGCGAAUUACUGCCUUCGCUUCAAGUUCCUUGGUCGCACAGUUGUUAUACGACCGGGAUUCCCCGUCCGACUCUGAGGAGCACUCGUGUUCUCCAUACAGUAACGGGGCUGACGGUUUUCAUUUUGAAAAUAGUUUUGCGUCGGCAGAUUUGAAACACUUGGGAAAUCCUGCGCUUGAAGUCAAAGAGCUGGACGAGUUACCGGAGCAGUGGCGAAGAUCCAAAUUGGCUUGGCUUUGUAAGGAAUUGCCAGCGCAUAAGCCGGGAACCUUAGUUCGGCUGCUUAAUGCUCAGCGGAAAUGGAUGAGGCAGGAUGAUGCGGCCUAUCUCAUCGUGCAUUGUUUGCGUAUUCGUGAGAACGAGACUGCGUUUAGGGUGUACAAGUGGACGAUGCAACAACAUUGGUACCGAUUUGAUUAUGCUCUAGCUACUAAGCUUGCUGAUUACAUGGGCAAGGAGCGAAAGUUCUCAAAGUGUCGGGAGGUAUUUGAUGAUAUAAUUAAUCAGGGAUUUGUACCAAGUGAAUCUACAUUCCAUAUUUUGAUUGUUGCUUACCUGAGUGCRCCUGUCCAAGGAUGCAUAGAGGAAGCAAUCACCAUUUACAAUCGUAUGAUUCAGCUAGGUGGUUACAAACCACGUCUUAGCUUGCACAAUUCUCUCUUUAGAGCUCUCGUAAGCAAACCAGGGGAUUCUUCAAAGCAUUAUCUUAAACAGRCUGAGUUUAUAUAUCACAAUUUGGUAACAACUGGACUCGAGUUACAUAAAGAUAUAUAUGGUGGUCUAAUUUGGCUACAUAGUUAUCAGGAUACUAUAGACAAAGAAAGGAUUGUGUCACUAAGGAAAGAAAUGCUACAAGCAGGAAUCGCGGAAGAAAGAGAGGUCCUUUUGUCCAUCUUGAGAGCAAGCCCAAAAAUGGGAGAUGAUAUGGAAGUAGAAAGAACGUGGCUUAAACUUAAAAAUUUUGAUGGUGGCAUGCCGUCUCAAGCUUUUGUUUACAAAAUGGAAGUCUAUGCAAAGGUGGGCUACCCGAUGAAAGAUUUGGAGAUAUUUGGGGAGAUGAAGCCGUUGAACUUGGCAAUAAGCUUGAAGUUGAGUAAAGAACAAAGGGAGGUUUUAGUAGGAUUGCUGUUAGGUGGCCUGGAGAUAGAAUCUGAUGAAGGGAGGAAGAACUAUAGAAUCCAAUUUGAAUUCCACCAAAAAUGUAGCACUCACUCUCUUUUGAGGAGACACAUAUAUGAGCAAUAUCACGAGUGGUUGCAUCCUGUUUCAAAGUUGAGCGAUAGUGAUAAAGAUAUACCAUAUAAAUUCUGCACUAUUUCUCAUUCAUAUUUUGGUUUCUAUGCAGAUCAGUUUUGGCCACGAGGCCAUCCUGCAAUCCCUAAUCUAAUUCACAGGUGGCUUUCACCUCGUGUUCUUGCAUACUGGUAUAUGUAUGGUGGCUCCAGGCUAUCAUCGGGGGAUAUUUUAUUAAAGCUGAAGGGAAGUCAUGAGGGUGUUGAGAAGGUUGUUAAAUCUUUGAAAGCAAAGUCCAUGUGUUGCAAGGUGAAAAGGAAGGGUAGAGUGUAUUGGAUAGGUUUACUAGGAAGCAAUGCCACAUGGUUCUGGAAACUAACCGAACCUUUCAUUCUGGAUGACUCGAAAGAUAGUCUACAGGCGGACAACGUUGACUUGGAGAGGGCUUCAACUGAGACUGAAUGCAUCAACUUUGAUAGUCAAUCUGAUUUUGAUGAGGAGGUUUCUGAUUGACACGAGAAUCUUAGUUUUGUUAGUCCCAUUAAGUGGUUGGAUUCUUUAAUUUGCCGAAUGACGAAAUCCUUCAAUGUUGAACGGUUCUGGGAGGCUUUGUAAAUCACAUAGGAUCUUCCUUUACUAAUUCAGGAGAUGUAAAUACCUAAAUGGAUAUGUAAUUAGCUAUCCGUAUGUAUUGUUGUAGCAUUCUUGUUUAUUUUAAUCUAGGUUAUAUGUUGGAUUGAAAGCCAUUAAGAAUUGUUAUUUCGUAGUUAUAUAUAUGAAAAAAGGAAAAGUCGUAACUUCAUAGUGUUUUUAACUCUAAGGGUGUUAGGUUAAUUUGUGAAGAUUCUCGUUAGUCAUUGCCGCAACAACCAUUGGAUCAUAUAUUGUUUUUAAUCUAGGGCUUGUAGAAGCUGCUUUGAGCCUUUUUCGUAGCUUGGUGUUUGUUGUUUUCAGUCUAAAGACUAAAAUCUUGCGAUUUAAGGAGUAGUUUCAAUCUCUCAAACAUCAGUUUCUGGAUUUUUCGGCGUGGGUCAUUCUUGGUUUCUCUGGAGCUGCUAAUUAAGGUAAGUUAUAUUCGAUCUCUCGUUCUUGUUCUGGAUUUCUUGUUCUUGUUCGUUCGUCUUCUGGAUUUCUUGUUCUUGUUUGUUUUUGUUCCUCGUUGUGUUCUGAGUUCUUCUCUCUCUCAUGAACUAUAAUGUUGCUGAAAAUGGAAAGAAUGGAAAUUGUGAAUAAGGUCUUAAUGUUUUUUGCUUUACUUCUAUAGGCCAUGCUCUGCUAACAACCUAGACCCUGCACGCCUUUUUUUUUUAAAAUUUCUUGUUUUUGCAGCUUUACAGAGAGUGAGAGAAUAAUAUACUUGAAAAUUUGAAAUCUUGUGGUUGAGGAUCUAAUAGGCUGCUUUUGUGAUAUUUGUUGUAGGAUAACUUAAUGCUCUUGAACUUUAAAGUUAGCAUUGUUAAUGCUGAUUUAUGUACUUUUAUUCUUUAAAAUAUUCCUAGUUAUAGUGUUGAUCUUGCCCUUGAACUUCUCUAUCAUUGGUGGACUCUUGUACUAGAAUUUUUCCUAGUUAUUCUGUGUUUUUCUUCUUUCCUCCCUAAGCCUUAAAAUCUCUACAAACUGAGACAGAAAGACUGAACAUUUGUAAGUUGUGAAAAGACUGCUAGACCUUAGAAUUGAACAUUUUAAUUUUGAAAUAUAGCUAUCCAUGUUCAAAUUAUAUAUUCAUAAUUCAAUUCCAUUUUUAAUAUCUGGAAGCAAAUUUACAUAAUAAUUUUGCUUUCCACUUACCAAACAUGGAUAUUAAUGGCAUUUACACACACAUACUACUUUAUUUUUCAAUUUUUUGUUAACUUUCAUGGUUCUAGUGGGGAGAUGACAUUGCAAAAAAUGGUGCAGGUGAAAUUAAACUUUUUUUUGAUUCAAGAAACCAAGUACUAGAGUUAAAUGAAAAGAGGAAAAAAGAAGUGUGCUUAUUUUACUCCACGAUUCUAACAAGAAAUCCAAAAAAGAUAUUUGCACUGUCUUAAAACAAUUGGAUGAGAGGAAAUUAAGAGUAAUAGAUCAUGACCUCCCUUCUCUCCCCUCCCCUUCCCCACACCAACCCACCUCCGGCCACCCUCAACCCCUCCUCAUGACUUCCCUUCCCCACAAACGACGCCCCCUGCAGCACUCCUCUGACCUACAUCCCUGCAAGUUCACUCAAGAUGUCCCGGCUGAAAAUUGAAAACAAGGUCUUCACCUGUGAUUUCGACAAGAAGAAACAAGGACGAUGGCUUCGAAUCACAGAGAAGCAUCAAAGCAGAUUUUUCGUCCUCUCUAUAGAAGAAGUAGUGGGAGUUUGGCUGAUAGACAUGAUCUCCGAUCUCCUGCUGACUCCAAAUACGUAGAAAUUCUUUCGAAAGACAGAUUGCAAUGAAGGCUUCAUUUGGAUGCAGAAAACCUCAAACAAACAGGGAAGCUUCUUGGAAAUCACCAAGGUGUUCAGUGGAGGAGGGAAGAGAAGAGAAACCUGGUAGUGCCGGCAGACAGAGAGCACAAAGGGUGGCUGGCUUUUAAGAAUCUUCUACUCGACUUUAUCAAUGGAAAACAAAGCAACAUUAUGGAGAUUAAUCCAACGACGCACUACAAGUUCUAUCCAAAUCGUUCUUUUGCCGAGGUAGUGAAACAUAAGAACGCCAUUCCACGCCCAGAAAAGAUUGAGGAACCCUCUUCCCCCGAUAUCAAAGUUGAACUACCCAGCCCAGCCCUUAGAACAGAAGUUAGGGCCUUCAACUGGAAGGAUACCCUGAUCCUCACUCGCUGUGAUUUCCAUGAUGAUUGGGGACGUAUUCAUGCAUGUAUACAAGAACAAAUAGAAGAAACUUUCAUUAUCAACUCCUUCCAAUUGGACAAAGCCCUCCUCAAGUGCCCCUCCGAAGAGAUAGCAAACCUGCUGGCCCAAAACAGGGGAUGGGUCACCUUUGGUCCUAUCACAGCAAAGGUAGAAAGAUGGGAUCCGUUGAAACAUGGGCGAAUAAAUGUAGUCCCGUCCUAUGGGGGAUGGAUAUGCUUUCGAAACAUUCCCCUCCACUUAUGGAGUUUAGCCACCUUUAAAGCCAUUGGUGAUUUUUUUGGGGGUUUCAUUGAUUACGCUGAUGCAAACUCGAGCCUGGUGGAUUGUGUAGAAGUGGCAAUAAAUGUUCAAGGAAAUUACUGCGGUUUCAUUCCCUCAGAGGUCCAGAUCAUUGACGAAGAUAGGAUCUUCACGGCGCAAGUGUCAACAUAUCAGAAUAGAAUCUCCUGAUCGAAAAGGUCGUCGGAAUCCAUGGAGGCUUCAAACCGGAAAGUGCGAAAUGCUUUUACGACGAGAAAGAGGGAACAGGGCUUUGCCCGAUAGAUCGUUGGCGGCUUGAAACAGAUAACUUAUGUCCAACGGUCAAAAUAUUUUACCCUCCUUUGCCCGUAAGGCAGACAAGACAAAAAGCCCUAGAAAUCUGGAAAGGGGUAAAUUACCCGUCUGAUGAUUUGGCCUGCCAACCAUCGAGCUCCGUGCGCCAGAACACUGCAGGGAUGGGACCCACUCACAAGACUGGACAAAAAAGAAAAUUAGGGGAGAAGAAGAUGGUGUCCUUUAACAAAUCAAAUCAGAUACGGAAUUUUGACGAAAAGGGGAAAGUUUGCUCGACCUCCAAAGAAAACCAAAACAGUCCCUUACGGGAAAAGGGACGGCUGAAAGAGAAAGAAAAAGACCAUGAGGAGUUGUCAGAGUUCUCCCUCUCCAGCUUCGAAAGCAGUAAAUCCUUGGCCGCCUCCCUUCCCAACGUGCAGGAUGAGGAUCUUCCAGAGGAUUAUCACCUCUGUUUUAGAGAAGACAACCUAGAGGAAAUUACCGGUUUUACAGAACCAUAUGGAAAUAAAGAGUUAGACUCAAUCCCAAAUGGGAGUAAGGACAACAAAGCCGCACCCCGCCAUACUCUGCCUUUCCCUCAUCCUUUCUCCAAGAGGAUGGUGAAGGCCCUAAAGGAGUGGAAUAUGUGUAUAAGGGCCAUUUCGACAAAAGGACAGUCAGCAAAAAAAAAAGAAGACGAGGGAAAUCAUCAGUCUUCUAAAAACUUGGGAAAAUGAAUCAGAAGAGGAAGAGGAGCAGGAUGAUGAAGAUGAAGAAGUAGAUUUGAAUGGUUCGGGCACUGAGGUGACCACAUGAAGAUCGUCUCCUGGAAUGUAAGAGGUUUGGGUGCUUCCUCCAAAAAAGCCUUGGUUAAAGACUCCCUCGUUAAAGUGAGUCCUGAUGUAGUCAUCCUUCAAGAAACUAAGCUCUCAGGGAAAACCAUUAAGGAAAUUUGGAGUUCCAGACGGAUAGGAUGGGUUACUCUUGAAGCGGAGGGGGCGGAAGGGGGCAUUCUCAUUUUGUGGAAGGAAGACUCUGUUGAGGUACACGAUGCUAUCCUUGGAUCUUUUUCCAUUUCCAUCGCUUUUACCUUUAAUAAUAUAGUUAAAGGGUGGAUCUCGGGGAUUUAUGGGCCUUCUACCCCCUUCAGAAGAGACCUCUUUUGGCAAGAAAUUGCAGACUUGGCGGGUCUCUGCUCUGAUUGCUGGUGCUUGGGUGGGGACUUCAAUGUGGUCCGGAACCCCGGCGAGAAGUCCAGAGGUGGCAGAGUAACAAAGAGUAUGAAGGUUUUUAACUCCAUAAUCGAUGAUCUAAGGUUGCUGGAUAUUCCCUUGAACAAUGCCAGGUUCACUUGGUCAGACAACAGAGAACAACCUUCCUUCUCCCGUUUGGACAGAUUUAUGAUCACACAGGGUUGGGUUUCUGCUUUCAAAGAAGUUGUCCUUCAGAGGCUCACCAGAACUACCUCAGAUCACUUCCCUUUACAGCUUUGUUCAGGUUUUCAAAAGUGGGGUCCCUCCCCCUUUCGCUUUGAGAAUAUGUGGCUUUCUCACCCCCGUUUCAAGGUUUAUAUAGAGGAGUGGUGGAAGAAUAUGAGUCCUCAGGGCUGGGCAGGCUAUGCGUCUAUGGAGAAACUAAGAGGUCUUAAAACCAAGUUAAAAACCUGGAAUAGGGAUACUUUUGGCGCCCUAGAACAUAUGAAAGUCGACCUUCAAGCUAGGAUUAACCAUCUAGAUAAGGAAGAAGAGAACGGCCCCCUGAACUCAGCUUUGUUUACUGAACGCUUAGACCUCAAAGCCUCUCUUCUUGAAGUCACUCUCAAAGACCACAGAAGAUGGGCUCAAAAAUGUAAGCUGGACUGGCUUAAAGAGGGAGACGAAAAUACAAACUUCUUUCACUGAUGGGCUUCACAACGAAAAUGCAGAAAUAUUAUCUCUAUUCUAGAGGAUAAGCAGGGAUUAACCCUCUCAUCGGCAGAUGAAAUCGAAAAGGAAAUUAUUAGCUUCUUCGACUCGCUGUACAAAGAAAAACCUGGGCCCCGCUUCUGUUUUGAGGGGAUGAACUGGAACCCCCUAACUCAUGGAGACAGCCAAAGUUUGGAGACUCUGUUCAACGAAGAAGAAAUCCAUCAAGCGAUUCGGAACUUAGGCACCCUCAAGUCCCAGGGCCGGAUGGUAUGACAAAUGAAUUUUAUAAAAAAUCUUGGAACAUUUUGAAAUGUGACCUCAUCAAAGUGUUCCAAGAUUUUUUCCAAAAUGGGAUUAUCAAACGUCGCACAAAUGAGACAUACAUUUGCCUAAUUCCUAAGAAGAGGGUUGCCAACAAAGUUAGUGACUUUCGCCCAAUCAGCUUGGUCACCUCUCUCUAUAAAAUUAUUGCCAAGGUCCUUGCCGAAAGACUUAGAAAAUCCUCCCUGCUAUUAUCCAUGACACUCAGGCUGCGUUUGUGGAGGGAAGGAACAUCUUGGAUGCCAUUUUGGCAGCCUCAGAAGGUGUAGGCGAUUGGAGAGCUAAGAAGAAACAAGGCUUUGUGCUGAAGCUGGACUAUGAAAAAGCCUAUGACAUGGUUGACUGGAAUUUCUUAAUGGCCGUCUUAAAGAAGAAAGGGUUCGGCACAAGGUGGUGCAAGUGGAUCAAAGGUUGUACCAACUUCUUCGUCUUUAUAAAUGGAAGACCUAGAGGCAAAAUUUCAGCCCAAAGAGGCCUUAGACAAGGCUGUCCCCUCUCACCCUUUCUCUUCACUCUUAUUGGAGAUGCCUUCAGCUGUUUGGUUCACUUUUGCCAUGAGAAAAGGAUUCUUAAAGGCUUCUCGGUGGGAGAAAAGAACGUAGCUUUAACCCACUUUCAAUACGCAGAUGAUACGAUAAUCUUCAGCCAAGGCAACAUCGAAGAUCAAUGUCUUAAAAGGCUUUUGAGGCUUACGCCUUGAGGUCCGCCUCGAGGCAAGGCUCUAACUUUUAGCCUCAAGUCUUAUGCCUUCUUUGGACUAUAAGAGGCUUACGCCUCACAUAGAAGAGGCUUACGCCUCUUUGAAAACGCAUUGAGGCUUAAAGUAUACGCCUCGUGUAAUGAUUACAAGAAUACUAUUAAUUUUUCCAAUUCUUAAAAAAUAUCAAGGUUUUUUUUGUAUGGAAUCCUAAGCAGGAGUUGUAACAAUUCAAUCUAUUACUACUUUUACUACCUAGACUUUAAAAAUAUUGAAGACAACAAUUUAUAGAAUAAGUAAGUUCUAUUGGUGAUAAUAGUAGUGAUGUUAUGAUGUUUUUUUUGAAUUUUUUUUGAGUGACAAGUAACAGGUGGAUAUUUUGAUAAUUUUAUAUAACUAUUAUGUUUGGUAAUACUUGACCACACAAAUUUAGGAUUUGUUUAAUUCUUUUAAUUAAAAUUGAGGCUUACGCCUCAUACUCGCCUUUUCAAGAGAAAAAGCCUCGAGGCCGCCUUUAGCCUUUUAAAACAUUGUCGAAGAUAUUAUGGAUUGGUGGGGGCUCAUCGCCCUGUUCAUUACUGGGGCAGGCCUCUCCAUCAACCUCGACAAAACUUCUCUAAUUGGGAUCAAUGUUGAAGAGACCAUCAUUGAGACUGCUGCAAAUCUGAUUGGCUGUAGAACAGAGAAGCUUCCUUUUAUGUAUCUGGGUAUCCCCCUUGGGGGAAAAGCUAAUUCUGUUGGGGUUUGGGAGCCAAUGGUGGAAAAGUUUAGAUGUAAGCUGUCCAAAUGGAAAAAUUUGAAUCUCUCCAAGGGUGGACGCCUCACUAUGGCACAAUUAGUGCUUAAUAGCUUGUCAAUCUACUACUUUUCCCUUUUGAAAGCCCUUGCCACUGUGAUCAAAACCAUGGAAAAAUAUGUGAGAGACUUUUCCUGGGACGGGGGCGGGUUUCACCCAAGUAGCCACCUGGUGAAUUGGGAUUUGACCUCUCUUCCCCUCACGCACGGAGGCCUUGGCAUAGGCUCUUUCAAGCAGUGGAAUAAUGCCUUGUUGCUUAAAUGGCUCUGGCGCUUUACCCAAGGAGUCCUUUGGAGAACAAUUGUGGAUAGUGUAUAUGGCACCCAACCUCACGGAUGGGUGACCGACCGCCUUACCAAAGGGAGCCGCGAAAGGAAGGCCGUGGUUUGACAGCUUGGAAUAUCAAUCUUUUUCUGAAGUUCGUCACCUUCAAAGCUCGCAACGGGCAGAGAAUCAGGUUCUGGAAGGAUCACUGGGUGGGGGACAGAACUCUAGAGGCAACUUUUCCAAAUCUCUACAUCAUCUCAAUGAAGAAAGAUGAUACAAUAGCAAGCUGUUGGAAUGCAGAGCAUCAAGACUGGGACUUGGGAUUCAAAGGGGGCUUUUCGACAGAGAAUUUGAAAGCUGGUUGGGUCUCACAAACAAGCUAGACAUGGUAAGUUUGGGGGGUUCAAAAGACGGAGUCAUCUGGAAGAUUGACAAAGGGGGUACUUUCUCAACUAAGGCUACCUUCACUCACAUCACCAAACCUUGUAGAACCCUUCGACUCCCCCUUUUUAAGAUCAUUUGGGAAUCUAAGAUCCCAAAGAAGAUAAAGGUUUUCCUGUGGUCGGUGGUUCAGAAGCUUAAACACUCUUAUGACCGCCUACAGAAGAAAUGUCGAACCUGGUCGCUCUCCCUCUCAGCUUGCCCUCUCUGCCUCAGUGAGGAAGAAACUCUAGAUCACUUAUUGCUCCAGUACCCCAUGACCUAUAAGUGCUGGACACAAGCUUUUAAUCUGUUUAACCUUGAUUACUGCCUCCCUUGCAAGGUUGACGAAUGGCUCUUGCAAGCUCUUAAUAGAGGAAGCUUCAGUAAUGCUAGAGGAACCUUAUGGUUUUUUUUGGUGGCUGCAAUCUUGUGGAACAUAUGGAGGGAAAGAAAUGAGAACAAUUCCUCAGAUUUCCCUUCUUUAUGGAGUAAUGUACAGAUUACCAUGUCUAGGUGGUGCUAUAGCAACAGCAAAUUCUUUUGUAAUUACUCCUUAAGCUCGAUACUCCAAAAUUGGAGGGCUUUUCUGUAAUAGCUCUUUUGGGGAGGGGUUUCCUCUACUCCUCGCCCUUAGGUUGUCUUCUUUUUUGUGAUCAAUACUUACAUCUCAUGUUUCUUAUCAAAAAAAAAAAAGAUAUUUGCACUGUCUUGUAAUAAUCUUUUAUCAGAUUUGACAAGUGAAUACUAACAAUAGCAGAGAGCUUAGCUCACAACUACUACCUAUAGAGAUUGAAUGUACUUCAUCUCCCAAUGAGUGUGUUCUGUUGCAUGAAGUAACAUUGAAGGUAGCUUCAAUUAUUAUAAUGGACAUAGUUUCAAUAAGUUUUUUGUACUAAGAAUAGCAGGUUAUGUUAGUCAGCAGGACCGACAUAAUGUAGAAAUGACUAUUAGAGAAACUUUUGAUUUUGCAAGCCACUGUCAAGGAAUUGGGAUGAAAAUCAUGCACUAUGGCAUUGAUACUAAUUUUAACUAUGACAGAUAUGCUCAUGAAAAUCCCAAGAAAGCAAAAGAUUGUAGAGAUAAAACCUGAUGAAGAUCUCGAUAUAUUUAUGAAGUAUGUGAUACUUCAUGUGUUUUUCCUUUUACGUUAUUUUGUUUCCAACUGUUUUUUGACUGCCAUAAUUAUUUUAAAUGAUGAGCUUGACCAGUUAUUUAUUAUUUAUGGAAGGUAUAUGUGAUAUUUCAUGUAUUCUCAACCUUCAUGUAAGAUAUUACAGAACUUUCACUGUCCUUUAAUAAGUUUCUUUACUUUCCUUGAUCUUGUACGGGAGGCAAAACAUGAAAUCAACAUUUUUGUCAGUGCAGAAUUUUCAAUUAUGAAGUUCUAUUUGUGGAAAAGUUGGUAAUUGUAUUUAUUUUAGUGUUUGAUAGAUGUUAUUCACUAAUUAAUUAAAUAUUCAGAUUCUUGCUAAUUAUUGGAUUCUCAACAUGCGGAUUCUUGCUGCAACUCUUGUUAUUCUCUUUUUUGCAUCAAAUGUCUAUAGCAUUCUUUUGCCUAAUGGGAUCAUUAAUGGUCCUAACAUGAACGUUGUCAAUACCUUUUGGAUCCUUCACUAUGUUGGCUGUUAUGGCUCUUGGAGGAUAUAUUAUUUCAAGAGGUGGAUAGUGCGUAUUUAUUAUGUCAAUGUAAUUAACCCAAGAAUUGUGCAUGUAUCACAUAUGUUCCUCAUUGUAGAAGAUCAUAUACCAAGGUGGUGGAUAUGGGAUUUCUGGUGUUCUCUUUUGAUGUAUGCCCAAAAUGCUUCAUCUGUUAAUGAGUUUCUUAGACAUUCUUGGGACAAGGUAAUAUUAUCACUCUUAAAUAUCCAGAAUGGACAUGCAUUUUUUAAUGAUGUCAAACUAGUUUCUUUUACUCUCUUGGUUUUGUACAGCGUUAGGAACCAUACGAGUAUGUCACUAGGAGAGUCUUUACUAAAAUCAUGUAGCAUUUUUUAUAGAGAACUAUUGGUAUUGGAUUGGUGUUGGUGCUUUGCUAGGAUAUGCAGUGUUUUUCAAUAUGACAUUCACAUUUUUCCUGUCAUAUACCUUAAAAUGUAACCAAGAGCAAUAACUAAAAAAAUUUUCAACUAUAUUUCUUGAUGUUUCUGCUAAGCCUGAUGGGUGCCUUUUAAGCAUGCACAUAAAAGAUUUCUAAUGCAUGUUACAUCUAAGGAAAACUGCAUCAAUGAUCAUAAAAUUACAAGGCACUAUUCCUUGCAAGGAAUGUGCAAAACAGCUAAAAAACAAUUAAGCAAACAUUAUCGCUAAAUAAUAAACACACAGGGAAUUAAGUUGUAGCAUAUAAGGAAUCAAGUUCUACUGUAAUACAACAGUCAAUAGAGGUAGAUGCUUCUUUAGAGAUGGAUAAAUUGCAGGUGCAUUUUUCCUUUUAAAGGUGUGAAUUGGAUUUCCAUAUAGGUUGUACCUUCUCUGUCACUUGAUUAUUUCAUUGCUAAUUUGUAUAUUUUAUUUAACUGCUGGUUUUAGUUGGCUGCUGACACUAUGAGUAUAUCUAUCACUUUACUUUUUAAGCAUGAUGGAUUAAGCAUGGGCUCUGAAGAAAAGUGAUGAGUUAUGUUCUUGUCGUUACCACUACUCAAUAAGAGGUGGGUGAGUGUGUUUCUCCUUAUCGUUUUUUUUUUAAUUUUUUAUCUUAUGUGGAUUGGAUUGUAGUUAUCUUAUGUUUUUUCUUUUUCUAACAUUGAAAUGAGUUGAUUUGUGUAGAUAUAUGAUAGAUUGAAUGUGUCCAGUUACCUCAUUGGCUGAAAUUUCCUAAAGGCAUCUUGAGAUAUUGUCCCAUGUUUGUCAUGUUUUAAUUUACUUUCCAGAUGCUGAAGGGAUUUGUACCAAGUGAAUCUACAUUCCAUAUUUUGAUUGUUGCUUACCUGAGUGCGCCGUCCAAGGAUGCAUAGAGGAAGCAAUCACCAUUUACAAUCGUAUGAUUCAGCUAGGUGGUUACAAACCACGUCUUAGCUUGCACAAUUCUCUCUUUAGAGCUCUCGUGAGCAAACUAGGCGAUUCUUCGAAUAAUUAUCUUAAACAGGUGAGUUUAUAUAUCACAAUUUGGUUACAACUGGACUCGAGUUACAUAAAGAUAUAUAUGGUAGUCUAAUUUGGCUACAUAGUUAUCAGGAUACUAUAGACAAAGAAAGGAUUGUGUCACUAAGGAAAGAAAUGCUACAAGCAGGAAUCGCUGAAGAAAGAGAGGUCCUUUUGUCCAUCUUGAGAGCAAGCUAAAAAAUGGGAGAUGAUAUGGAAGCAGAACUCCACUUUCCUAAUCACGAGCUUGGUAAAAAAUGCUCUGUUCUCUCUCCUACUCCUCUCUCCCCCUCCUCUAGUCAGAUUAUCUUUUCGUGAAAGUUCUUGUUCUAGUGUGUCCCCAUUUUUUUUUUUAUCAUUUUUUGCGUUCUAUCUAGUUUUCAGUAUGGAAUUAAGUAGUUGCCGUA